UCAGCAGGCCGAAGGGGCUGCCUCCCCGCGCAGCCUCCGGCCUGAGGCCAUUGCUAGCAAAAGGGGGGAGCCAGCCGGUGGGGGCUGCGGCACACAGGCGCGGGAGCCGGUGCGGUGUCAGGUGCAGCUCGGACUCUCGGACCGGGCCGAUUUGCAUUUUACCCUUUCUUCCCUCUGCAUCCAGUUAUCUUCAGCAUGGGGGAACAGAACCACUCUCCCGGGAAGGAGCUUCAGCCCUGGACACGAACAGAGGCUCCUGGAAAGAAAAGCUGGCACCCCCAGGCCUACGCCCUUGGGGCUGUUUCCAACUUUAUGUCUACUUUUCUGACCUUUCCUAUCUAUAAGGUUGUGUUCCGGCAACAGAUACAUGCCGUAGCGGUGUCACAGGCCAUUCGGCAGCUUUGGCACGAAGGCCCUCAAUACUUCUACCGGGGAAUCUACCCGCCUCUUCUCUCCAAGACGCUGCAAGGGACUCUGCUGUUUGGGACUUAUGAAAACCUGCUGUGUUCCCUCUGCCCUGUUGGGCCCCACUCCCUGGGACACCGCUGCACUGCAGGGCUCAUGUCUGGUGUGGUGGAGGCUGUGGCGCUCAGCCCCUUUGAAAGGGUGCAGAAUGUGCUCCAGGAUGGUCGCAAGCAAGCUCGCUUUCCCAGCACCUUCAGCAUCCUCAAGGAAUUCCACUCUUAUGGGCUUUGGGGGCGGCUGUCAAUGGGUUACUAUCGUGGUUUCUGGCCUGUCCUUCUCAGGAACAGCCUGGGGAGUGCUCUGUAUUUCUCCUUCAAGGACCCCAUCCGGGAUAGCUUAGCAGAGCAAGGCCUGCCCCACUGGGUUCCUGCCUUGGUGUCUGGGAGUGUCAAUGGAACCAUCACUUGCCUCAUUCUGUAUCCUCUGAUUGUGCUCGUAGCCAAUAUGCAGUCCCAUAUUGGCUGGCAGAGCAUGCCAAGCCUGUGGGCCUCUGCCCAGGACGUGUGGGACACACGGGGCCGAAAGGUGUUCCUCAUCUACCGUGGAGGUUCCCUGGUCAUCCUAAGGUCCAGCGUGACAUGGGGCCUCACUACUGCGAUCCAUGACUUCCUGCAGAGGAGGGCUCGUUCCAGAAAAGAGCUGAAAGACUGACCAGCUGCAGGCAGUGUGGCCAUGGCAACUGGUGAUUCUAAGCCUUCACUGCUUGGUUUAGAUAGCUUACUUCUUUGUCCUGGUCACCUAAUACAACUAUUCUUUAGCAUCUUUAUACCGUCAGUGCACUGAGAAGUUCCCAACUACCAGCCUGUGGGGCAAAGACAAAGCCCAAUAGGGCUCCUUGGUCAGAAAGAGAAAUUCACUCCACUCCAUCCACAGCCUCAACAGCCUCAGACCCAGGAGGCCUUUAAGUAACUUCUAACACAGAUGAAAUGUCAUCCUUUUAAGGAUGUCCAUGGCCAUAAGAGGAAACUCUAAAAGAUGACCUUACUUAGGCACUGUGAGUUCUGGUACCCCUCCAGGUUUCCUCUGGGCCAAACAGGGUGGAGGACCAGGAGUUCCAAUUUCAGAGAACUCAGAAUCCCAAUUCUUGACUCAUAGAAUGGGGAUUUCACAGAUUUUCUCAAAUGGCUACAUUUUCUUGACAUUGUUCAGUACCCCAGCCACCACCACUCUCACUUCUCAAGCUGUUGGAUACUAGUUUCAAGGUAGCAGUUUUGUCUGGAAAUCCUGACUUAGACUUGCCCCAACUGAUCAGGUGCCAUGAGAACUGGUGGGGUUGGAGGUGGAAGUGGGAAGAAGUGUGGUCCCUGGAUGGAUGGAAAGAAUAGACAUAGAGGGAAGAGGUUCAACUGCAUGCAGAAUAGAAAAUUCUAUCGAUUGCUUGGUGUUAAGUGCUGGGACAUUUCUGAUAGCAAGGCAGUAACAUUGCCUAGAAACCACUUGAGUUUCCCUAAGAAAUAUGGAACUGAAGUGACCAUAUCUCUUCAUAAAUAAUUACAUAUUUUAUUGCUGUGGAUAAAUAUAGUUACUCUAAUGCAAGUUAAAGAUGUGAAAUCUUAGCCUAUCAUUUAGAGCUCUUCAGAAUAUGGUCCCCAUAAAACCUGUAGCAUUUUAUCAAGCUACUCCCACUUACAUAGAUCCCAUACACCAGCCAGACUGGACUAUUAUUCUCUCCCCAGAUGUGCCAUUAACUUUCCUAGGGUCAUGCUUUGGCCCACGCUAUUUUUUCCACUUGUAAUAACCACUCUCUACGUGCCAGUCUGCCAAAAUCCUUCCAGUUCCUCAAGGCCCAGCUCAGAUGCCACCUUCUCUAAAGAACCUCUUCUGAUUGCUCCCAACUGAAUGUGAUGGUAGUCUCUUGUGAUGCCCUUCUCCAGUAACAUUUCAUACAUGGCACUGAGUCCAUUAUGCCACUGAUCUUGCGUGGUCCUGUGAUCUUGAUGUUCUUCAAUACCUCCUAUGGGACUAAAAACUCCUUGAAAGCAGGGAUUCUUGUACUCAUUUUAAGAUCCUCCAUUGUGCCUAGGUGCUCAAUAAUGUUGGCUGAAUUGUUGGAUUGAUUAUCAAGCUGUGAUACGGUCUUUAUCCUCAGGGUGCUGUCCCUUGUACAUGAAAAUAAUGUUAUUGAUUCACUGUCAUUAAGACACCUGCCUGUGGACUGUGAUUUUUGUUUUAUUAGUGGAUUUAAUUUUUGCUAAUGAUAAUGAUGCUGAUGAUGAUUAAUAAUAACGAUAAUUAAAAAAAGACUUUCAACUGGGACAUUUGAUGAGUUUGUGUUAUUGAUGGCAUGUUUGUUGUUAGCAACACUGUAGGAACUGAAAUUUCACCAAGGCACCUUGAUGGUCUGAUUUGUUUCAACUCUGGAAUUUUGAGAAUUUCCAAGACAACAUAUAUUGCAGCUUUGCCCUUAGAGAUGACAUCAUGUAAUAAUCUCCAUUUGCACCUCCUUACCAAACCAAACUUUUUAUAAUGAUCUGAUUAUAGAUCCUAGCAGGGAGGAUUCCUCACUGAAUAGCACAGAAAUUAAAGACACACUAUAAGUGGUAUGAGAUUAGAAAGCAUUUGCCAGUAAGGUCAAUAGAAAAUGGCUGGUGCAGAAUCAGUGCAGACCUGGGCAGAGUGGGACAGUACUCUGCUUGUAGAUUCAAGGACAAAGAAGACAGAGUCUGUAUAAGGGAAGAAAACAUAGAAGAGCAGGUAGUUCUAUUUCAAGGCGAACUCUCAGAAUGAAGAUACUUAAAAAAAAUCACUGCUUAAGCUAAUGGCUUUGGUUAUUUAAGCUCAAAAGAAGAGGAUACAUUACCAUACUCCUCCACUUUUUUUUAUUCAAGAGAUGAAUUUAUUUCCUUGUAUACUAUUGAUUUCCACUUAUAUCAGUAUAUUAGUCCAUGUCCCUUUCUUCAUUUUAACUUUUUAUUUAGAAAUAAUUUUAACCUUCUAGAAAGGUUGCCAGCAUAAGUAGAAUUUAUGCCCAUAUACACUUUACUCAGAUCACCUGCUGUUAAUAUUUUACCUCAUUUGCUUUAUUAUUUGAGCACUCUUUCACUAUCUACACACCCGUGAUAUUUUUCCUGAACAGUUGUUAUUUUAAGUAUUUUUAGUUUCAAUCUUUGUAGAUUCAAAUUCUUUUAAAAAGUCUAAGGAUUUUAUCUCUAUGACAAUGGUGCAGUUAUCAUAGAAUAUUAGAAGAUGAAAACUCAUGACAUAUUUUAAAUCUACAUUAGUGGUAAUUGUUUAAAUUUACUGUAUUUGCCUUUAUAAAAACUUUAAAUUUACAUUAUAUAUGUUAAUACUUGAAGCCAUGCAAUUAUAAACGUGAAUUUGCAACUAAGGCAUGUUAUAAUUUAGACAAUUUAUUUUUACAAACUUGUUCAUAUACAAUCCUAGGAAAAAUUAUAAAAUUGUGUGACCCUAUCAACUUUUCCUAUUUAUAUCUUCCGAGUAAAAUUUAAGAGUAUAGGACUUCCCGCUGUGGUGCAGUUGGUUAAUGAUCUGGCUUGUCUCUGUGGUACUGGUGGUUCAAUCCCUGGCCUGGGAACUUCUAUAUGCCAUGGUUGUGGCCAAAGAGGGGGAAAAAAGUAUGAUAGUUUUCUAGUAAUUUUAAAUAUGAAUAUUUAGUUUGUGGUGUUAAUAUAUUUUCUGAUAUUUAAAGAUGAUUUUUGGACUUGAGAUCAAUAAAGUAAGGAGGUAAUAAAUACCUACAUUUGUUUAAAACUUACAAAAUGGAGAAUAUAACACUAAAGCUAUUUGGUAUAAAAAAGAGGAAAGAAAAAGGAUAAAAAAAAAUCCCCGUAUGAGCUCUGUAUAUUUGUCUU
Molecule: messenger RNA, 4277 nt
Organism: Sus scrofa (pig)
Lineage: Eukaryota; Metazoa; Chordata; Mammalia; Artiodactyla; Suidae
Gene: SLC25A53
Product: solute carrier family 25 member 53
Cellular component (GO): mitochondrion
Molecular function (GO): NAD transmembrane transporter activity
Source: RefSeq, a predicted model, not a curated record